GUCUAACGUACUAUGCACAAUGUUGGGGUCUAAACCGAAAGCUUACAUUCAUGGUCAGACAUAAUGACGGCGGCUUUCUCAACACAUUUAAAGUUACCCUCUCCUCUCUUCGGGCCACCAACGUGACACACCUCCAAUCUCAGGCUGUACACUUUUCGUAGCAGCAAAUGUCGGGUGACCCACCCCUUCGCCAAGUACUCGUUUUAACAUAAAUCGCCGCCAACAGCUCCAAAGUGUUUAAUCAGAGGACUGUGGGAACAGCUAGGUUUUGUAUCAUUGUCAGUACAGUGCCAUCAUGGGGGCCUGCCAACGGAACACUGGGUCUCCCUACCCGUUGAGUAGUUACUUCAACGUUCACUCGAUGGCAAAGCGGACCACCAAUGGAAACGUACCUCUUGUCAACUGCAAUGCAGACCUCUGGUCUGGCAAGAUCGAUGUGGGCACGCCCCCUCAAACGUUUACAGUGGUGUUCGAUACUGGUAGCUCAGACCUCUGAGUUUUCUCAGAAGUAUAUUCCUUCCAUCUACCGAAUGUCUUGUCAACUGUGUUGGGCAUGCACAACACGACCCUGCUGCAUCCUCGUAUGCAAAAUAUUGUGGCCAGUCGCUCGUGCUCAUGUACGGCGCUGGGGAGACAGCAGGCGAGGAGUACGUCGAUGACGUUUUUGUUGGAGGUUGCGAAGUUGCGAAUCAGGUCAUUGGUGCCGCCUGGGCAUAUUCGCUAGAUUUCAGUAGGGACAGGUCUUUCCGGUCUGGCAUUCUGCGAAAUAUAGGAGUUAGAAGGAAGUCCACUCUUCCAAACACUAGACGAAAGUGGCAAGCUCUGUCCCUUGACAGUUUGACUUCACAGGUUUAUGUAAUCACACGCAUUUGAAAAUGGCUGCAACCAUCGAUGUUGGC
Suillus discolor is the source of this 899-nucleotide messenger RNA. RefSeq lists its product as uncharacterized. The record is from RefSeq and is a predicted model, not a curated record. Lineage: Eukaryota; Fungi; Basidiomycota; Agaricomycetes; Boletales; Suillaceae. The coding region runs from base 296 to 496 and encodes 66 amino acids. The transcript has 4 exons.